CCAUUAGGAAGAAGAACCUGACCCAAUCAACACGAGACGAUUCUGUAGUAGGUUGGAAACGUGUUGUUUGUUGUUCAAACAAAAAUAAUCAAGCACCGUAAUGAGCGCGUACGGUAUGAAGCUAAUGAAAAAAACAUAUCCUUACCCAGCGUCUGUGCGUUGUCAAAAGUGUUUGGAAAUGGGUCACUGGAGUUAUGAGUGCAAAGGCAAGAGGAAAUACGUUCACAGAUCUUCACGAACUACGCAAUUAAAAAAGGCAAUAAAACAGCAAGAGGUGGAAAAAUUGGAGCCAGAGAUGACCAGUGAAACUGUGAAACAGAAAAAAAAAAUUAGAAAGGAAUCAAGUAGUACAAGUGAUUCAGAUAGCUCAAGCACAGAUAGUAGCAGUUCAGACAGUUCUUCCUCCGAUGAUUCGGAUUCCAGUGACAGCUCAUCUAGCUCGAGUAGUAGCAGUGGUAGUAGUGGCAGCACCUCAUCCAGUUCAUCAAGCAGAGAUUCUAGUUCCAGCGAAGGUACCAAAUCCAGCAAAGCAAAAAAAACGAAAAAAUGUAAGUUUAAAUUAGUACAUACGUUCAAAUUAGUACCUACUCCUGUUGUAACAUAGGAAUGAGUUCAUUCAUCAUUCUAUAUUGCGAAGUCAUUCAAAUUAUUCUAAUAUUCCAAUGAAGAGGACAUGUUUUCUUGUUAUAGAAUGAAAAAAAAUGAAGUUUUUGGAUAAACAAAUCAAGCCUUGUGCAAAAGGAGUGACGAGUAGCAAAGUAGAAAUGCGUCAAAAGGUUCCAUUUACAUUUUUAAAUGUAUGGAAUCUCAUAUCAUCGACAAUCUAUUUUUUAUCACUUUUUUUACCAUUGAAUAACUUCAUAGUUAUUUUACUACUAUUAAUGUAUUACUUAAGGACUUAAAUAUAAUAAUGCUAUGUCAACUAAUCAUAAGGAAAAAAAGUAUAUUUAAAUGAGUAAAUUUGAAAUAUUUGCUAUCUGCACUAUUAUUAUUUAUUUAAAUUCCAAAUUUCUAAUAGACAUUUAUUUAUUUUCCAUAUGACCAUUAGGCUUCUUUGUUUGGUUAAUAACGUGACUGUCAACAGAACAUUUUCAUACCAUGCCAUCAUUAUAGUUGGUCAAAAGCCUGUUAGUAUGUGCCCGAAGACAUUCAAGAAUCUCGAAACUUACAAGGCUGUAGAUACUAAUUGGUGAUACAAACUAUAAUAUUUGUCAUGAACUAGGGGCUUUGCUCCUGCUUGCAUCGCGUAUCGUUCUAUUGUGGAAGAUGGAUAGUUCGUAAAUGUACUCGUCAAAUUGUAUCGUGAGCAGUCUGGCAAUAUGAAAAUUGUAGCCUACCAUCCCCACCAUUACUCUACUGAAUUUACCAAGGAAAACCCAGCUGAAACGAGGAUGGAGAUGAAUGAAUAAAUUACCAAUGUUGUUUAUUUCUCAGUCCCCUGGAGCAAUGGGGUGAUAAGACAGAGCCUGCGUUAGUUUGAUAAUCAUAAAAAUGAUAUUGGUGACAACCCAUUAAAAAUCAGUCUAGUAGUUUUUUAUUUAUACUGCACACAUAUGCAGCUGUCUCAUUAUCAUACUAAUAUUAGCACAACAUUGUUCAUUUCUUGAAAAUGUUAUGAGAUCCCGUUUAUGCAGCAUGAAAAUACAAUUCCUUUUAUAUACAUAUUAUAUAAUGGGAUAAUUUUUCUCCAAUUCUUCGUUAAAAUAUAUUCUAUACAAAAGAUUAUUGUUAGUCUCUUAGCCAAGCGUAAUCUUAUCUUGGGUUCCGAUUUUCGAAUCUAAAAGCUAUUAUGUAUAUUGGUCAGCAGCUACUUCAUAGAAUCAGCCAUGUAGGAUCCUAUAUAAUAACCAUACCAAAAUAUCAUGUAAAUAUAUGGCAUACAGAGAGCUACAGGGACUCAUCAGACAAGAUACUAUUGAAAUCCAUACAUCUGUUUGUAAAAUAUUACAACUCACUAAUGAUUUGCAAAGAAUGUAUAUUAUUUUUUCAUGAUCUUAAGCAUUGUUCAAACUGAUCUGUUACACAUACCAAAUCAAUCAGUAACGAGUUCAGCAUUUUCGUUGAAAGAUUGAUAAUCAAAUAUUUCAACAGUUUCAGUUGCACAUGCAUUUUUCAAGACAAAAAAAUGGUUUGUGAAAAAAAUAUAUCACAACUCUUGGGAAGUUGUAAUAUUCCGAGUGACUUUACAUGACCUGACUAUACCAGAAGUUUCCUACAAUGCCUCAUCCAAUAUCCUUGUUAUGUUAAUGGCGAAAGUUUAUGGUUUGGCAGGUGUCAAACAGAUUAAGAAAUUCUUGCAGAUAAUCGGUACAUGCAUUACUUCAAAGUACCGUUGUUUUGGUAAAAAUCGUAGUUUCAAACAAGUUCAUGUAAACAAAGCUCCAUUAAUUUUAUGAUGAAGAAUAUUGAUGUCUUCGAUAUCUCGGUGUUUCGGUAUUUCAGUAUCAGUAUUGCAAGAUCAUGCUGAUGCCGUUAUAUUGUGCAAAGAAAUUACCAAACAAUCUUCGGUAUACCUUUUUCCAUAUGAUGUCAACUGACCAGAAGUCACAGCAUGAUGGGUGUCCACCAGGGAUCGACAAUGGUGUUCUCUUGGCAGUGAGGAAAGGCUACAGAUACAUUGAAGAGCUACCACCAUAAGCCUAUUCUCCAUCCAGAUGUAGCCAAAUAUAUUGAGUUGAUAUUUAGAGAUCUAAUUGUGACAGUUACAAUGCUAUGACAGAAGAUACACACCAAAUUCAAACGGGAGCUUCAACAACGUACUUUGGUAAUAGCACCCAAGAUCAACCAUAGCAGUUCACACAUUGGAAACAUUGCCGCUAACACAGCGACAUGAAUUUUUAACUCCGGAACCAAAUCAAAAGGAAAGCUGAUUGGUACUGCGAAGUAGACGAUGAGGAGCACAUUCAUAUCAACCAAAUUGAAACUAAACAGGCGAUCCGUGAAGAGGAAUUCAGUGUAAAUAGGUAAGAAUUGAUGCUGGAAUAGUACUUUAUGACCCUGGAAUCACUGACGGUAAAUUGAAGAAAAAAAAUAUAUCUUGCACAUAAUUUCUUGGCCAAACGUUGAACUCAGUUAUCUUAAAACAUCAAUUUGGAAGUUGAUUCUCAAAAUAUUUCGAAAAUGGUUCGACCGAUUUGCUGCAAUUUUUAUACAAUUUUUUGUGACAUUUUUUCUUAUUCACACGGGAGAAUUUUUUUCAAAACCCUGAAGGUCGAAAAUUAUAGACGACGAACGAACAUCAUGUUCGAACUGUCGGCAUUUCUGUAAAAAUAAGUUUCAGGAUAGAAAUCUACCAUCACGGACUACUCUAUGUAUUAUAUUUUAAGAUUCCCUUUGAAUUCUGUGUUUCAGAUGAACCGGCUGCACGGAUUCCUGGGUCCAUGAGGAAUACGUUUUACGCUGGACAAGAUAACAGUGAUUCCAGAAAAUGGGUUCCUGUAAAAAAAAAAAAAAUUUAUACAUGCACCUGCAUGUAUACGGCUUUCAAAUGAAAAAAUCUGAUUCAAAUGGAAUUAUUAGCUUAUGAGAUAAACAUUCCCGAAAUUGCUCUUGCGGUCUACUGGUACAUUACCCCUUGAUAAUCUCCAUCAGUCUCCAGUAAAAAUACUUCUUUUAUAUCAAAAUUAUAGCAGUGUUAUAGAUAGCAAAAAUAACUCUGUAUUAAUUACUACGCGUUGAUGGGAUGAUAAUAAAUUCAAUUCUUGAACAUCAUAAUGCUACAAUA
Molecule: messenger RNA, 3724 nt
Organism: Neodiprion virginianus
Lineage: Eukaryota; Metazoa; Arthropoda; Insecta; Hymenoptera; Diprionidae
Product: zinc finger CCHC domain-containing protein 10
Exons: 3
Coding region: 101-604 (167 amino acids)
Molecular function (GO): nucleic acid binding; zinc ion binding
Source: RefSeq, a predicted model, not a curated record